ACCUGUUGAAUUCCGCAACUUCUAACGGACAUUUCGACGCCAUUAACAUGGACUUUGCCCCUUUAAUGUUCCUGCCCCCGGUCAUGAAUUUAGCGGCCACCCGUGAUUGGCUGCUGAACCCGCCAAUCACAGCUUUUCGUACUGGGUCCCAUGUCAGGCCGAAGCCUCGGGCUCGAGUUCGCGAAGAGAGACGGACGGACAGAAAGUCCGAGACUUAGUGCGAUGUUUGGAUAUUCCUGACACUCCCACCAGCUGAAGGAACAGAGGAAAAUGUCCGCAGGUCUCACUGAGGACCAGAAGCGACAGAUUGAAGAAAACCGGCUGAAGGCGCUGGCCAGGCGAGCGGAGCGGUUAGCGUCCCAGCGCCAGCACGCGGGCCGUGCGUCCCCAGCCCGUCCGCUCGCUCCAACCGUCUGUCCGCUCGCUCCAACCGCCAACCCGCUCGCUCCAACCGUCAGUCCGCUCGCUCCAACCGUCAGUCCGCUCGCUCCAACCGCCAACCCGCUCGCUUCAACCGCCAACCCGCUCGCACUGGUGAAGCGGAGCGAAGCUGCGCUCGAGGCGGCAUCACCGGGACACAUUGGUCAGCAAAGGGCUGUAAUUAUUGACAUUGCUUCUCAAGCCCGGUUCCCUCUGGAUAAUGGGGACACCCGACCCACUGUCUGUUCAGCACAAACUGACUCCAACACCAAGGGCUUUCUACCCUUUAGAGCUGAAGGAACGAAUAUGCCGGCAUUUUACAGACCUGAGCAGGAGCCUCGGGCUGGUGCAAACCUGGUGAUUCCCGGGAAUGUCAGCGGUCAAGGGAAGAACUAUUCCAGUUCAGCUGGAAGCUCAGUCAGCAACUGGAGAAAUAAUUCUCGGGGCUGCUGUGUGAAACACUCUGAGGGUCGAUUCCGAGUGGAGAUUGGAUUCAAUGCGGAGCUGCUUUUAAUCUUUAAAACCAUCCCAAGUAGGAAUUUUGAUAUGGCCACCAAGAUGUGGAACUUCAGCCUGGAUGAUUACAGCAACCUAAUGGAGCAGGUGAAGCAAGUUCCAGGGGCUAUAUUAAACCCUCUAGAUGGAAUACCAGAUCCAGAGAUGGUCAGUUCCACCAGUUCAUCACCAAAAACUAGGAGAAAGCGCAGUUCCAAACUGACUGUAAACCAACUGGCAAUUGUGGGACGGAACUGGAAGAAGCCAGGUGCAGUGAUACAGGGGCGAUUUGGACUUCUCUCAAGGUCCCGUUGUGAGGUGGAGAUUGGCUAUCAUGAAGAGGUUCUGAAAGUCUUCAAACGGGUGAAAUCUAGGCAUUACAAUAUGAAAACGAGAAAGUGGAGCUUCCUGUUGGAGGAUUACAAAGAGCUGUUUGAUGCUCUGUCGAGGAUCUCUGCUGUGCAAAUAGAACCAUUCCCCCGAGGGGUGCUGGAGGUCUUCCUGCCCCAGUUUGAAAAGAGCUAUCUGGAGCCACUGGAGAUCCCAGAGGCUGAUCUGUUGUCUGUUGAUUCCAAACUCGUCCAUAGCCUAAUGCCGUUCCAGAGGGAAGGAGUGAAUUUUGCCAUAUCUCGGGAUGGCCGUUUACUAUUGGCUGAUGACAUGGGGCUCGGGAAGACCCUUCAAGCCAUUUGUAUCGCCGCAGUUUACCGCAAAGAGUGGCCAGUGCUCGUAAUUGCUCCAUCUUCUGUCCGAUUCACCUGGGCACAGGCUUUCAGCCAUUGGUUGCCUUCACUAGAGACUGAGGCUAUUCAUGUGGUACUGACAGGGAAAGAUCAAUUAUCAUCCUCCCAUGUCAGUAUCAUCAGCUACGACCUGCUUCCUAAACUCAGCAAUCAGCUGGCAAAGAGACACUUCCAGGUCAUCAUUGUGGAUGAAUCUCAUUUUCUGAAGAACAUGAAGACUGUCCGAUGUAAAGCUGCUCGUCCCUUCCUCCAGGCUGCAAAGAGACUUAUUCUUCUCUCUGGGACACCAGCCAUGUCCAGACCAGCUGAGCUCUACAGUCAGAUCACCGUGCUCCGACCCAAACUCUUCUCUAACUUCCAUGACUUUGGGAUGCGUUACUGUGCUGCGAAACAGUUUCCCUGGGGAUGGGAUUAUUCAGGAUCUUCCAACCUGCUGGAACUGCGCCUCCUGCUUCUGGAGUCAGUGAUGAUCAGGCGGCUGAAAUCAGAUGUCCUGUCACAGCUGCCAGCCAAGCGGCGCAAGGUGGUGCUUGUGGAGCCCGAGGGUGUGAGUGCAAAGGCCAGAGCAGCAUUGGCAGCAGCCGCUAAAGAGAUGGCAAAAGACCACAAAACGAAACGAGAGAAGAAGGAGGCUUUGUUGCUUUUCUACAAUCGGACAGCGGAGGCCAAAGUUCGAUCUAUAAUAGAGUAUGUGAGUGAUCUGCUGGAGAGCGGCCGGAACAAGUUCCUGGUGUUUGGGCAUCAUCGGCUGGUUCUGGAUGCGUUGUGUGAAACUCUGGGAGAAAAGACAGUCGCAUUUAUCCGUAUUGAUGGCUCCACUUCCUCCUCUGAUCGUCAGUCUCUCUGUGACCGGUUCCAGUUCUCUGAGACGCGCUGUGUAGCUGUGUUGUCCAUCACUGCAGCCAACAUGGGCUUGACUCUGUCCUCUGCUGAUCUAGUGGUCAUUGCGGAGCUUUUCUGGAACCCUGGUAUUCUUUUUCAAGCUGAAGAUCGAGCUCAUCGCAUCGGCCAGUCAAACUGUGUGGAUAUUCAUUACUUAGUGGCCCGAGGCACUGCUGACGAUUAUCUCUGGCCCAUAAUUCAGGAAAAGGUGAAGAUUCUUGGAGAAGCCGGUCUGUCAGAAAACAACUUUUCAGAGACUGAAACCACAGAUUAUUUUCAUCGAGGUCCGAGGCAGGCAAAAGUGAUUGACUUUUUCCAAAUGACUUUUGCUGACUCUGAAAGCACAGAUGAUGAAGCUCUUCUGCUUGAGGCUGCUGACGUCUGUUUGGAUUCUCACCUGCGCACUGGCACCGACACUGGAAACAGCUCCAGCACUAGCACUGGCACCAACUCUGGAAAUGUCCAACAAACUAACAAUUCAGAGAGCCCCUUUAAAAAGAGACGUAUUGAGGAGUAUUUUGGAAAAUAGUGAGCAUUGAUUUGAAACUGGAAAUUUAGCCAAAGCCCUGCAUGAGUUCAGUCUGCACAUGCCUGAUGCACCUCAGUGUGAACCAGUAUAAUUUAUAAUAAUUUCCGUCUAAGAGUGCGUACUGUUUUUAUACUUUGAUCAUGAGGCAGAUCUCCCAGCGCAUUCCCAGCAAGAGGUGGUGGGAAGGCGUGUGGGAGAAGGCGAGUUGAAAUGGGUGAGGAUGGGGGGUUGGGAACAGUCGUGUCUCCACUGCUCCUUCCAAACCAAACCCAAUGUGCUUGUGGGACUUAUUCAAGUUUCAUUAUAACAGAAGUUAAAACAAUGUCAGGUAAUUGUUGGAAAACUUUAUAUAUACUUCUAAUAAAAAUCAUAAAUAAUGA
Molecule: messenger RNA, 3449 nt
Organism: Carcharodon carcharias (great white shark)
Lineage: Eukaryota; Metazoa; Chordata; Chondrichthyes; Lamniformes; Lamnidae
Gene: smarcal1
Product: SWI/SNF related, matrix associated, actin dependent regulator of chromatin, subfamily a-like 1
Exons: 17
Coding region: 271-3069 (932 amino acids)
Biological process (GO): replication fork processing; DNA repair
Cellular component (GO): nuclear replication fork
Molecular function (GO): ATP-dependent chromatin remodeler activity; ATP binding
Source: RefSeq, a predicted model, not a curated record